Molecule: messenger RNA, 4651 nt
Organism: Varanus komodoensis (Komodo dragon)
Lineage: Eukaryota; Metazoa; Chordata; Lepidosauria; Squamata; Varanidae
Gene: DCTN1
Product: dynactin subunit 1
Exons: 30
Coding region: 161-3913 (1250 amino acids)
Biological process (GO): nuclear migration; establishment of mitotic spindle orientation
Cellular component (GO): microtubule associated complex; axon; kinetochore
Source: RefSeq, a predicted model, not a curated record
GGGCGCGGCCUCGUGCCUGGGCGGGCGCGGCGGUUGCUGGUCCCGGGCGGCCCGGCGGGUGGCCUCGUCGCGUCCCCCGAGCAGCGAGCCGGAGCCCGGCCUACCUCGCAGGGCUGCCAGGGCUGCCGGAGCAGGGAACACCUCAAGCAGCAGCACCAGGAUGAGUGUCGAAGCGAGCAGCAAGCCCCUGAAAGUGGGGUCCAGAGUGGAGGUCAUUGGGAAGGGGCACCGUGGGACAGUGGCCUAUGUGGGGGCCACCCUGUUCGCCACCGGGAAGUGGGUCGGCGUCAUCCUGGAUGAAGCGAAGGGCAAGAACGACGGCACCGUGCAGGGAAGGAAGUACUUCUCCUGCGAUGAGAACCGCGGCAUCUUUGUGAGACAGUCACAGAUCCAGGUUUUUGAUGAUGGCGCAGACACCACAUCCCCAGAAACACCAGAGUCUUCCACGUCAAAGGUCCCCAAGAGAGAUUCCUCAGAAGGUCCCAAGGCAAGCAAGCUGACCACCACCCGGAGGCCCAAGCCCACCCGGACAGCCAGCGCGGCGGCAGCAUCCAGUGGCGCCGUGGGACUCUCUGGCUCGGCCUCGGCCUCGACUGGCGAGAUGAGCAGCAGCGAGCCAAGCACGCCUGCCCAGACCCCUCUGGCGGCCCCCGUGGUUCCCACCCCGUCUCUGGCCUCUCCGGUGGCUCCUCCAGCAGUCCUGUCACCCACCAAGGAGGAGGAGAAUUUGCGCGGCCAGGUGCGAGAUCUAGAGGAGAAACUGGAGACCCUGAAGAUGAAGCGGAACGAAGACAAAGCCAAGCUGAAGGAGCUGGAGAAGUACAAGAUCCAGCUGGAGCAGGUGCAGGAGUGGAAGAGCAAGAUGCAGGAGCAGCAGGCCGAGCUGCAGAAGCGCCUGAAAGAAGCCAAGAAGGAGGCCAAAGAGGCCCUGGAAGCCAAGGAUCACUACGUGGAGGAGAUGGCCGACACGGCCGACGCCAUCGAGAUGGCCACGCUGGACAAGGAGAUGGCCGAGGAGCGAGCGGAGUCCCUGCAGCAGGAGGUGGACUCCCUGAAGGAGAAGGUCGAGGACCUCACCAUGGACCUGGAGAUCCUGAAGCAUGAGAUCGAGGAGAAGGGUUCGGAUGGGGCUGCCUCCAGCUACCACGUCAAGCAGCUAGAAGAGCAGAAUGCCCGGCUGAAGGAGGCGCUCGUGAGAAUGAGGGACCUGUCGGCCUCGGAGAAGCAGGAGCACGUGAAGCUGCAGAAGCACAUGGAGAAGAAGAACUUGGAGCUCGAGUCCCUGCGCCAGCAGAAGGAGAAGCUGCAGGAGGAGCUGAAGCAGGCCGAGAGGACCACGGAUGAGCUGAAGGAGCAGGUGGACGCUGCUCUGGGGGCUGAGGAGAUGGUGGAGACGCUGACCGAGAGGAACCUGGACCUCGAGGAGAAGGUCCGGGAGCUCCGGGAGACGGUCGGAGACCUGGAAGCCAUGAAUGAGAUGAAUGACGAGCUGCAGGAGAACGCCCGGGAGACGGAGCUGGAGUUGCGGGAGCAUCUGGACAUGGCCACGGCGCGGGUCCGCGAGGCGGAGAAGCGGGUGGAGGCCGCACAGGAGACGGUGGCGGACUACCAGCAGACCAUCAAGAAGUACCGGGAGCUGACCGCCCAUCUGCAGGAUGUCAACCGCGAGCUGAUGAGCCAGCAAGAGGCGUCGGCGGAGAGGCAGCAGCAGCCUCCUCCCGAGAUGUUUGACUUCAAGAUUAAAUUUGCAGAGACCAAAGCCCACGCCAAGGCCAUCGAGAUGGAGCUGCGGCAGAUGGAGGUGCAGCAGGCCAACCGGCACGUCUCCCUCCUCACCGCCUUCAUGCCGGGCAGCUUCCUGCGGCACGGCGGGGACCACGACUGCCUCCUGGUGCUCCUGCUCAUCCCACGCCUCAUCUGCAAGGCCGAGCUGAUCAGCAAGCAGGCCCAGGAGAAGUUCGAGCUGAACGAGAGCUGUGCGGAGCGGGCCGGCCUGCGAGGGGCGCCGGGGGAGCAGCUGAGCUUCGCCGCGGGGCUGGUGUACUCCCUCAUCCUCCUGCAGGCGGCGCUGCACAAAUACGAGCAGGCGCUGAACAAGUGUGACGUGGACACAUACAAGAAGGUGGGGACGCUUUAUCCCGAGAUGAGCGUGCACGAGCGGUCCCUGGACUUCCUGAUCGAGCUGCUGCACAAGGACCAGCUGGACGAGACCGUCAACGUGGAGCCCCUGACCAAAGCCAUCAAGUACUACCAGCACCUGUACAGCAUCCACCUGGCUGACCAAGCAGAGGACUGCACCACGCAGCUGGCAGACCACAUCAAGUUCACCCAGAGUGCCCUGGACUGCAUGAGCGUGGAGGUGGCCAGGCUGCGGUCCUUCCUGCAGGUCGGGCAGGAGGCCUCCGACUUGGCCAUCCUGCUGAAGGACCUGGAGACCUCGUGCAGCGACAUCCGGCAGUUCUGCAAGAAGAUCAGGCGCCGCAUGCCGGGCACCGAGGCCCCCGGCAUCCCCGCGGCACUCAGCUUCGGACAGCAGGUCGCGGACACGCUGCAGGACUGCCGCAAGCACCUGACGUGGGUCGUGGCGGUGCUGCAGGAGGUGGCGGCCGCCGGGGCGCAGCGGAUCGCCCCCCUGACGGAGAACGAGGGCCUCCAGGCGGCCAAGCUGGAAGACCUGGCCUUCAAGGCCAGUGAGCAGAUCUACGGGGUGCCGGGCGUGAGCCCCUACGAGUGCCUGCGCCAGUCGUGCAGCAUCCUCGUCGCCACCAUGAACAAGAUGGCCACGGCCAUGCAGGAGGGCGAGUACGACGCGGACAAGCCCCAGGCGAAGCCCCCUUCGCCCGUGGAUCUGCGGGCGGCUGCGCUGCGGGCGGAGAUCACAGACGCCGAGGGGCUGGGGCUCAAACUGGAGGACCGGGAAACCGUCAUCAAGGAGCUGAAGAAGUCGCUCAAGAUCAAGGGGGAGGAGCUGAGCGAGGCCAACGUGCGCCUCAGCCUCCUGGAGAAGAAGCUGGACAGCUCCUCCAAGGACGCGGACGACCGAGUGGAGAAGAUCCAGACCAAGCUGGACGAGACCCAGGCGCUGCUGCGGAAGAAGGAGAAGGAGUUCGAGGAGACGAUGGACGCUCUGCAGGCAGACAUCGACCAGCUGGAGUCGGAGAAGCUGGAGCUGAAGCAGCGGCUCAGCAGCCAGUCCAAGCGCACCAUCGAGGGCCUGCGGGGCGCCCCCCCCUCCGGCAUCGCCUCCGUCAUCUCCGGCAUCACGGGAGAAGAGCAGCAGAGAGGCAUGGCUGCUGGCCAGGUGAUGAUGGGCGCGGCAGGCCCCGUGCAGGUGAAGGACUCCCCGCUCCUCCUCCAGCAGAUCGACGCCCUGCAGCUCUCCGUCAAGCACCUCAAGAACGAGAACAACCGGCUCAAGGGAGCUCAGAUGCGGAGGGAGUUGGCCUCGCUCUCGCCCCUGCACGUGCCCAAGCUCUCCCUCCCCAAGGACAGGCAGGGGGAUGAGGCGGUCUCCAGCUCCCUGUACCGCAAGACCAGCCAGCUGCUGGAGACCCUCUACCAGAUGAGCGCCAAUGCCACGGUGGUGGACAUCACCCGGCAGAGGACAGCGGCCAGCCCUGCAGCCCAGCUCCUGGAGCAGACGGCCCGCCUGAAAUCGCUGAGCGAAGCCGUUGAUAAACUGAAGGACGAAGUCCUGAAAGAGACCGUCCUCCAGCGCCCCGGAGCGAAUGUCCCCUCUGCCUUCGGCACCUUCCCGUCGGCACCUUUCCUGAAGGCCAAAGAGGAACAGAAGAGCGACACGGUCUACGUCGGCAAAGUGACCUUCCCCUGCCAGCCGGGCCACGGCCAGGUGCACAGGCUGGUCCUGACGCCGGAGCAGCUGCACAAGGUCCACGCCCGGCUCAUCUCCUAGGCGCCCCCCCGCUUCCUCUGCCGCCUCGCUUGCCACACUCCCCCCACUCCCGCAUCUCUGCACCUGCCCGUGCUCCGUGCACCCGGAUGGCGCCCCCACAGCUGGGCAGGCAGGGGCCCUCCACCCACUCGCUGUCCCUCUUGAUGCUGAACGCGGCCGGGUCUCAGGCCAGGCCCUCCUCUCUGCCGCGCGCCUGGUGCUUCCUCCUCCACCGCCUGUCCUGAGGCAGCCACAGGGCCAGAGCCAAGCAGCAGGCACAAAGCCCGGGGAGCACCCUGCUCUUCCCAGGUGCAUUUGGGCUGUGGGGAAGAGGCGCCAGACCGCCCUGACCCACACAGUUCAGCAGCAGCUGCCCAUGUAAACCACCGAGCGCCCCGCUGCUGCUGCUGGGCGAUGCCACGUGGGGCUCCACAGCGAAAGGACCGGGCGUGGGGGAGAGCCUCCCUGCGGCGGGCUGGAAAGACCGGUGUGUCUGGCCUCCUCAAAGCACGUGUCUGGGGAAGGGAGUCCCCUCCUGCCUCAGCGCUACACGCGUCGCAAUGCCGAGCUCAGCGCCUCUGUCCCUGCGCCAGCCCCUCUGGGGGCCCGUCCUCAGUGCUUUCAGGCAGAGGGAGCGAGAAGCACCUCCUGCUGGGAGGAGAGGGAUCCGGGCCCGAGACCCGUAAGCCUGUUAGGACCGAAAUGCUCUCGCAUGUUGAAUUCUGUGAGCUCAAGACAAAUAAACUAACUUAAACUGAA